AUGGCGCCAAACACGUCCAGCGACAAUGCCAACGCCCACGACGCCAACGACGACAACCACAACAACAACAACGUCAACGACCCCAGCACAUCCAAGACACCAAAUCCGAAGCCAAAGAAGCGGGUUGUCUGGUACUCCAGCAGUCAGGAUGAACCAAGCACAGGCACAGAAGAGGACACAACAGCCUCCUCAACAGUCUCAAAAGGCAUCGCUAGCGCCUUGUCUACUGCAGACUCUGGUGUCCCACAGGAUUCGAACCAGCUUCCAGAGAUAGCUAUUCACAGUUCAAGUACAGGAAAAAAUGUCAAAGAAACCACGUCAGCAAGGGGGGUCGGGUUGCCACCUCCUGCCAUCAACCUGCAAGACCUCUCAACCUCGGCUCCGAGCUCACCUGGACCAUUUCUUACCCCGCCUGGUGCCCCUGACGCGGGAGAAUUGAGGAUGGCUCUCAACUUGAUCCUGAACGAGGAGGAGGGAAGACGACAAGAGCAACUUCCACCCUGUCAACCCACUCCUCGAACUCCGAGACCAGCCUUGAGACGCAAUACAAGCUACAAUGUUCCCGAGGAACGCGAGAAGGCGGACCAGGCAGAACAUCAAGCCACCGAGCGCCAGCUUCGCUCCAUGAAUGACGCACGUCAGCGAGCGGAUCAGCUAGCCAUGUCUGUAGGGAGCUAUUCUGCUCCAGGAUCAAGGCGAAACUCGAGGGAGGUGUCUUUGCUCCAACCUCUGAUGAAAGACCUGUGCAAUCCUGGCCAUGCCUCGAAGGAUGAUGCUGCCGACGCGUGGGGACCACAUGAUCAAGUACGAGGCCGCACCCCCUACAGUCGCAGACAACCCCUUCUUCGAGAAAAUUCCGUUGCGGAAGAGACCGUGGCCAAGGCCCCCGCACAAAUGGGUAAUUCACACCAAGAUGAGCCCGGCUCGUCUGGCACCACCACACCCGUACCCCCGCAUGGUUACGGCGAUGGAUACGUCCCCCCUCCACCAACGUAUCGAGGCGGUAUCCUGUCUUCGUUGCUCAAGCUCCAUCAGCAUGGGAGAACGGCCUCGAGCGGCAGCAAUAUCAGCGGACCGCCCACCCCUCUCUCAUACUCGACUCCUGUCAUGUCGCCACGCUCCUCUCCGCCGUCCUCAAGAUCUCCUUCUGCAGCUGGAGGAAACCGAUCACGGUUUGCCGGCGGUUUAUUCUCCAAUCUCCGGGGACGCCAUUCCACCACUGAGCUUAUCAAGUCCUCUUCGAUGCUGGCUGCCCCGGUUUCCGGCGACAUGUCCGACGUCUGGAUCGAGCCGUUGAAGAGAGAGAAGAUGGAGAAGACGCCGAAAUCGAAGAAGGAGCAAAUUCGCAUCACUAUCCACAUCGCCGGAAUCAUUGCCCGGCACCGGUAUCUCCUCAAACUGUGCCGCGCCCUCAUGCUCUACGGUGCUCCGACGCAUCGCCUGGAAGAGUACAUGACCAUGUCCUCACGGGUCCUCGAGAUUGAAGGACAGUUUCUCUACAUACCGUCCUGCAUGAUCAUCAGCUUCGAUGAUAGCGCAACACACACGGCAGAAGUGAAGCUCGUCCGUGUGCGGCAAGGAAUCAACCUCGGAAAGCUGCGCGACGUUCACAACAUCUACAAGGAUGUGGUUCAUGACAAGCUAGGUGUGGAAGAGGCGACGAAGAGACUCGACGAGGUCAUGAAUCGCAAGCCCAAGUUUCACGUCUGGUUCCAAGUCGCCAUGUACGGCAUCGCAUCGGUUUGCGUGGCGCCCUUUGCCUUUGAGGGCCGCUUCAUAGACUUGCCGAUGGCCUUUAUGCUAGGCUGCAUCGUCGGCCUGCUGCAGCUCGUCUUGGCUCCCAGCAACGAGUUGUAUGCUCACGUCUUCGAGGUCUCGGCGGCCGUCAUAACCUCCUUCCUCUCCAGGGGGCUCGGUUCCAUCAAGAACGGGCAGCUGUUUUGUUUCAGCACCCUCGCCCAGAGUAGUAUUGCCCUCAUCCUGCCGGGUUACAUGGUGCUUUGCAGUUCUCUGGAGCUCCAAAGCAACAACAUUGUCGCUGGAAGCGUGAGGAUGGUGCACGCCAUGAUCUACACGCUCUUCCUGGGCUACGGAAUCACCAUUGGGACCUCGUUGUACGGCAUGCUGGAUAAAAACGCCACCAGCGACACGCACUGUCAGAACCCUCUUCAUCGUGGCUGGUACUUCCUCUUUGUUCCUGGCUUCACCCUCUGCCUCUGCAUCAUCAACCAAGCCAAGUGGAAGCAGACGCCAGUCAUGACUGCCAUGGCUUUGGCGGGCUUUUGCGUCAACAGCUACAGCAGCGAGCACUUUGAGGGAAACAGCCAGAUCUCCAACAUGCUGGGCGCCCUCACUGUAGGCAUCCUCGCCAACCUAUACUCGAGGCUGGGGAGACACGUGGAGAACGCCUGGCUAGACCUCGUGGACUGGUGGGAAUCCCGACUGCGCCCAAAGUUUGCCAAGCGCCGCGACCCUGGUCCCGACUCGUGGCCCACGGCUUGCCCGUCCGACCCCGAAGCUGGACCGGGCAUGCCGGAGAAGCCGUGUCGACAACCCCGCAAGAUUGGCUACAGCCUUGCGGCGGCUGCUAUGCUUCCGGCCAUCUUUGUUCAAGUCCCUUCCGGUCUGGCUGCCGGCGGCUCGUUAUUGGCUGGGGUUACGUCGGCAGACCAGAUCACCGGCAACAGCACCGCCUCGCCGGGGGCCGGCAGCGCAAAGUCCGUCAGCAACCUCGACGUCACGCCCUUUAACGUUCUUUUCAGCGUCAUCCAAGUGGCCAUUGGAAUUAGCGUCGGUCUCUUCUUGAGCGCGCUCAUAGUCUACCCCCUGGGCAAGAGAAGGAGCGGAUUGUUCAGCUUUUGA
This is a messenger RNA of Ustilaginoidea virens, 2862 nucleotides long. RefSeq lists its product as uncharacterized. The record is from RefSeq and is a predicted model, not a curated record. Gene Ontology annotation, molecular function: transmembrane transporter activity. Bases 1 to 2862 code for a protein of 953 amino acids. Gene Ontology annotation, biological process: transmembrane transport. Lineage: Eukaryota; Fungi; Ascomycota; Sordariomycetes; Hypocreales; Clavicipitaceae. The transcript has a single exon.